UUAGGUUUGAAAAAAAAAAAAAAAGAAAUGAGCCAAGAACAGCUGGAUAAGCCUAUAACUUAUGACGUAAAAGAAGAGGCCGAGAAGAUCCCGGCGACGGAGGAAAAAGAGAAAGGUGUUGUCGCCGAUGCCUCCGGUGAACAGGCGAAGGGAGAAGAAGUAAACGAGAAAAAGGUGGCAGCAAAUCCACCGGCAUCGGAAGGAACAAUAACUAUCGGAGAGGCUCUAGAGGCGGCGGUUCUCACGGCAGGGAAUAAGCCGGUGGAGUGGAGUGAUGCAGCCGCUAUACAAGCGGCCGAGGUUAGAGCCACUGGACGGACCAACAUCAUGCCCGGUGGUGUUGCCGCUUCUGCUCAAUCAGCUGCCACUCUCAAUGCUAGAGCUAACUCCGACGACGACAAGACUACGCUCGCCGUUGUCCUCGCUGGAGCUAGAAGCAAGUUACCGUCAGACAAACCAGCCACAAGGAAAGAUGCAGAGGGAGUGACAGGUGCAGAGAUGAGGAACGAUCCUCACCUCACUACUUUCCCAACCGGCGUGGCCGCCUCUGUAGCUGCAGCUGCUCGGAUUAACCAAGCCAAGUGAUAGCCAUUCUUCUUUCUUGGGGCUUAUGUAAUUAAG
Molecule: messenger RNA, 621 nt
Organism: Raphanus sativus (radish)
Lineage: Eukaryota; Viridiplantae; Streptophyta; Magnoliopsida; Brassicales; Brassicaceae
Product: late embryogenesis abundant protein 47-like
Exons: 3
Coding region: 28-585 (185 amino acids)
Source: RefSeq, a predicted model, not a curated record